This is a messenger RNA of Protopterus annectens (West African lungfish), 1356 nucleotides long. Its product is annotated as microtubule-associated proteins 1A/1B light chain 3C-like. Gene Ontology annotation, molecular function: ubiquitin protein ligase binding. Lineage: Eukaryota; Metazoa; Chordata; Ceratodontiformes; Protopteridae. Bases 174 to 557 code for a protein of 127 amino acids. The record is from RefSeq and is a predicted model, not a curated record. The transcript is spliced from 4 exons. Gene Ontology annotation, biological process: macroautophagy; autophagosome assembly; cellular response to nitrogen starvation. Gene Ontology annotation, cellular component: cytosol; autophagosome; autophagosome membrane.
CUCCCCCAUUACAGUUUGUUGCUGAAAAAAGCAAGGGGGGAGGGAUGGCUACUAAGAUCAGUCCAGUUUGGGUUGGUUUGUUCAGUGGUUGGGAGUGCUAAAAGCUGUGGUAAAAGUGCUUUGCUGUCAUUUAAAGGUUAAGGGUUGGUGUUAGUUGCAAGCUUGCGUUAGCGAUGCCGCCAGCUGAGCGGAUUCAGGAUUGCAGACCCUUUAAACUGCGGAAAAGUCUAGCCACAAGAAAACAGGAAGUCGCUACUAUUCGAUCUAAAUUUCCAAACAAACUACCGGUAAUCGUUGAACGCUAUGCUAAAGAGAAGGUCUUACCGUUGCUAGACAAAACAAAAUUCCUGGUCCCACAAGAGCUAACAAUGUGCCAGUUUGUAACUAUAAUCAGGAACCGCAUGUCCAUUAAUGCUACACAGGCAUUCUACCUGCUUGUGAACAACAGGAGUCUUGCCAGCAUGUCUCUGACCUUGGCAGAAGUGUAUGCUGACAACAAGGAUGAAGAUGGCUUCCUCUACAUGACUUACGCUUCACAAGAAAUGUUCGGUACCUAAAAGAAAUGGAAAUGUGCCCAUGUAUCAACUUGCUCAGGUUGGACUAUAGGUUCACUAAAGACUACAGCGUCUAAAGUCCAGCUAUUGCUAUUCAUACUGCCACCAGGAUUACUUUGGUAUCAGAGUUUACCAUUUGCCAUCAAGUGUCUGGAUCAGUGACUUUCCUAAGAGUGAAGACCCUUGCUCACAGACUAAGUUCUGCACCCUUCAGCAUGGGACAUUGGUAGCACUUUGCAUGCGGGCUGUGUGUGUGCAGGGAUUUGCAACAUUGAUGUGAUGCCCAAAGGAGGCACAACUUGUGGUGUAAUGGUGUAUGUUAAAAUUUUACUGUACCUCUUGCAAAUUUGAUCAAGAAAAGACUGAGCGUUUGGAAUUUUAAUGCAUAGCAGCUAGAAUCUUUCUGGUGGGUUUAACAAACCUGCUAAUGUUUACUUUGUCAGGUGAUGCUCUUAAAGUCCAUCUGGAGUAGGCAAGACUACAUAUAGCCGUGUUUGCUAAUAAAAGUCAACUAGAAAAACUUGAUUUGAGUAUUCAUCAUGUAUGCCUUAAAGGUAUCUCUCUAGACCAAAGAUGCAUUACUUUCCCAGUUGCAUAUUUGUUCACAAAGGAAAACCUGACCAAAUCUGAUCAUUAAAAGGACUACCGACUGGAGGUACAGUUAUGUUGCAACUUGUAGAAGUUACUACUUGCCCAACAAACUGGAGUUUGGCUGCAUAAACCUUCAACUCGAGGUAUAUUGUCUGAAGUAGUCUUUUUAUAAAAAUUUUAAUUUAUUAAAUAAAAGUUUAAUGUAUUUAAA